AUGGUACAGACUAUUAGUUCGAUAGAAGACCUCCAAACUGAACUUCAAAACGAGAAAAAUAACGAUAAACUUAUUGUGUUGGACUUCUUUGCAACAUGGUGUGGACCAUGUGUACGAGUAAAACCAAAAAUUGAAGAUUGGAGCAAUAAUGAAUUCAAAGAUAGCGUAGUGUUUCUUAAAUGUGAUGUUGAUCAAGCUGAAGCGGUUUCACAAGAAUACAACAUUGAAGCAAUGCCAACAUUUGUGUUUUUUAAAAAUGGAAAAGAAAUUCAUCGAGUUGUUGGCGCCAAUGUUGAACAAUUAAAGGCUGAUAUUGCAAGCCGAAGUUAA
Messenger RNA from Rotaria socialis, 330 nucleotides. NCBI's taxonomy places the organism in Eukaryota, Metazoa, Rotifera, Eurotatoria, Philodinida, Philodinidae. The record is from the annotation of a GenBank genome assembly.